AUGUUUUCGAGAUUCAGAAUACUAGCGAGGCAGAACUCAACUGCAUCAGAGGCAGCAGUGUCCAGUGUCACCAAGGCACAGGCCAAACCAUUCGCCAGCAAAUCGUACAUCUUCCCGGCCUUGGAAGAGAUCAAAGCAGAGGAACUCGUUGGAAAGCCAUUCGGGCCAAAAUCACAUGCAUACUUCAUAUCGAGGACCAAGAAAGGCCAGUUGCCAGUUUACAGGACGUAUAGGCGUAAGGUUGCUUACACCGAGAUUAGAAGAGUUGAGGGUGAUAUAGUGCAACUGAGAAACGAUAUUCAGGCUGCGUUCCCAGAUAUCCAGAAGAAGGACUUCAACGUUGUGAUGCAAAGCUUGAGAAUAAUGAUCAGGGGUGAUCAUCUCGUACGUAUUACGGAUUUAUUUGGAAAGAAGUUUUAG
This is a messenger RNA of Kuraishia capsulata CBS 1993, 420 nucleotides long. RefSeq lists its product as uncharacterized. Gene Ontology annotation, cellular component: ribosome; mitochondrial large ribosomal subunit. The record is from RefSeq and is a predicted model, not a curated record. NCBI's taxonomy places the organism in Eukaryota, Fungi, Ascomycota, Pichiomycetes, Pichiales, Pichiaceae. The transcript has a single exon. Bases 1 to 420 code for a protein of 139 amino acids. Gene Ontology annotation, biological process: translation. Gene Ontology annotation, molecular function: structural constituent of ribosome.